AUGGCGAGCUGGGUCGCCCUGAAUGUGGAGCCCGACGAGGCCAUUGAAGAGGAGGUUGACGACACCAAGGAGCUUCAGAUCGAGGAGGCUCUGAAGCUUUACCAAAAUGCAUUGAAACUUCAUGCGCAAGGUCCCGAGUUCUUCGCUCAGGCAAAGGAGGCCUACGACAUGCUUCUCAGUUCGGAGAUUUUCAAAUAUCCAGAGUCCAUCUCGGAUUUCAAAAGAGGCGCAUCGCAAGACACUCAGUCCGUCGCGGAAUUGGACGAAAGCGUUGCCGAUCUAAUCGCGGGGUUCAAUGUCGGCGAUGCUACAUCUAGCCUGUUUCAGACGCUCUACCUGUCCUACAAGAAUCACGGCCAGUACAUUCUUGAUUGCUUGCAGGAGUCACUGCGGAACGCUCCCAAGUCCCAGGAAAAUGCAAAGGAGCUGGCAAGCAAAAUUGCCGGAUCUUCCAAAACCGCUAUUGGAUCCUUUGCGGAAGCUCUGGAGCGUGACGACACCGAUCUUCACCUAUGGAGACAAAGUGCACGGCUCGGCAGCGCCCUUAACAGCUAUCGCCUGGUUCGGUACUGCCUAGAAAGCGUUCUCGCCGACGACGACAACCGCCUGGAAGUGCGGCCAGAACAACUAGGCUUGGAGGAGAUCUUUGCAGAGGAGCGCCUGCGGGCCACGCUGCAGUCUCUUGGAGACAAGGCUUCUUCUUCUCAAGUGCCUGUGAAGCAGCCAAAGAAAGCGGUCUUAAAGUAUCUGAAGCAACAUGCAGAUCCAUAUCCAUACCUGCCAGCUCUUCCCCCCGACUUGCAUGAUGUGGAUUCGUCCAAAGGUCCUCUUGCUUUCCACACGUCUCGACGGCAAAUCACUCCAUCCGACUCCACCUGGGUGUCAGUUGGACAAGCCCUUCUUCAGGCGCUUUCUGAUGAGGAAGAGGCUCCGAGUUCUGCUGCCCCAAACACGUCGCUGGGAAUCACUAUGCCGCCAAGGGACUCGCAGAUAGUAUCAGAGAUGGAUGAGCAGGAAGACGCCCCCAAAAUUGACGAGGUCGAAACCAAAGUUGAAAAUGAAGACGUCGAUAUGCUGCAGACAACUGAAGCCGGCCUGGAACCAGAAGCACCGGCUCCAAAUGACACAGAGGAGCCUCUGGAGCCAAGUGGAGAGUAUGCCUCCAUUGACCAAAGUGCAGAGAAACAACUUAUGGAAUCACUGGAAGGCCAAUCCCACCAGCCAGCUGAGAUACAGGCAGAAGAGGAGGACGAAAACCUAGAGGAAUCUGCUAUGAAUGGACGCAAAAGAUCGUCUGCAUCUGCUGCGAACGACGAGCAACAGGAGACGGGACGAAUGAAGAGCCGGCGGACUCGGGCUCGAGAGUCCAUUGUGGAAGGUGUCAUACAAGCCGAUGAGGUCGUUUUUGACCAGGAAAAAUACUACGAGGACCGCUUGGAGGUGUUUGUCAACAGUGAUGAUUGGAUGUUUGGCACUCUCGAUUCUCUCUUCUCAAAGUUCGGUGUUGAAGCGCUUGGUAGCAUUGAGAAGCUGAGGGAGAAAGUAUCAACAAACGACACCAGCGAUCCGCCCGAAGACAUUGAGGUCAGACUGUUCCAAGACUUCCGUGGCAUCAUCAAAACUUGGAACGAUGAGAAGUCCAAGUUGAUGCACAGAAAAGAUGAUCUUUCCUCUUUGAAGGACAUUCACGGCACAAGCAAGUCUGGUCUGGCCGUGUUCCUGGAGCAUUCAAGGAAAUCAUCUCGCAAACCCACUCUUGAAGUGGAAUUGCCUUCGGGGGAAGAGCUGUACGCGUUUUCGGAUACAGUCAACGGCGACUGGUUGCACCCCCACGAGGUCUCGUACGAGUGGGUCAAAUGUCUGCUCAUGCCAGAGUUCGGCAAAGAAACCUCAGACUGGCCCGUUAUGAAGUCUAGCUACGAGUCUUUCAUUUGGCCUGAAGACUUGAAGGAGACCGUGAUGCAUAUUUUGCUCAAAGAAGAUGAAUUUAUCUACCAAAAGUCUUGUGAUCUUGUCACCAGGCUCGAGCGUCGAAUCUUCCACCCUGGACCGGAGGCUCCCUUCCAGUACACAACGAGCGAUUUCUCUUUGCUUGAGAUGAUCCAAAAUGUUUACGAACUGCAUCUGGACAAGUACGCCUCCGUCGACAACCCAAGCAGCGAGGCCAGCCAGGACACCAGGCUAGCACAACGAGACUGCCUAUCAAGAUGGGGCAUGCUCGCUCGAACAGCACUUAGUCACUUUCUCGAUCAUGGGCCGGCCGGUGAAUGCCGUCAGAAUAUCAUUCUUCGACAUCUGUGGACAUCCGUCUUCCAUGUAAACCUUUCUGGCGAGGCUCAACGAGAACACGUCCUGCUUUGCCUUCAAGAUCUGAAGCAUAUGCUACAGUCCAUGGGAGAUCCGGUUAUUAACCUCGUGAACAACUCGAUCAUGACCGAGCUAUCCGCUGCCGCCAUAGAUCAUGAGGUCUUGAAGCUCAAGUGCAUGGAUUUCUUUGCCAAGGUGUUCAACUCGGAGACGGAAGACCCCGUGUCUCUCAUUGAAGCUAUUGAACCCAUUCUCGAGCCGUCAUUUAUUGAGUAUGAUGAAGGCCCAGCCCAAGAUAAUGACCCAAAUCAUCCAUCCUCAAAUCUCAACGAGAUGGCUUCUUUCUUGGAUCGUGGUGAUGCCACACUGCGACUGUUCCUCUGGAGAAGAUUGCAAGACUCAUAUCGAGCCAUUGAUUAUUCUCCGAAGGUUGUCUCCUGCUAUCUCCGCAGUAUCGAAUUGAUCAUGACAGAGAUUGAAGCUGUGAAACACAAUGAAGAAGCCAGCGACCGGCGCCAGUUCGCCCUGCUGGGCUGGUUGAAGACACUCGAUGGCAUCAUGACCAAAGCUAUUCCGCUCAUUCUUCAGGAGGCAGAGAAGGCCUACGAAUGUGUUGAUAUGGAGCACUUGCACGCUUCCAUGUCGGCGGUGGCCCGUCUGGCAAGGCUACUCCACAGCUUUGUGUUGUACGAGGAUUCGGUGCGUGUCGGUCAAAUUUCCGGACGUGAUCUUCGAGGUGCUUUAGCAAAAUCACUCGAAAACUUCAAAGAAAGGAUGCGCGAAACUUAUGUUCGCUGCUGGAUCCUGUUGUACACUCUUUUCAUCGAGGCAAUUUCCCAGAACAAGGAGCUGUUCGACGAGCCCUUCGAAGACCGCAUCCAUUUCCUUCGGUCGGUGCACAGUGCCCUUGGCGUCAGAUCCAUGUGCAGAUAUUCUCAAAAGCGAUUCCUCAAGCUCAUCAAGUCCGAAUUGCUCGACCACGAAACAAAAGGUGACUAUGAAUUUGACGUCUGUCAAGUACUCUACGACCUCCAUGGCAUCAAAUUCUCACCUUCUGAUGGGACGACUGAUCAUGGCUGUCCAGCCGAAAAGCUGGAUCGGCCUACAGCUAUCAUGAUGAUUGACUUUGUGAUGUCCCAAACCAACAAAAUGAACAUGAAGGAUCUAUCAAAGUCCGAGCUAAAAACCACAAUCGAAAAAAUGCAGCAGGCGAUUGGCCCGGCCAAGCCAUCUUCGCAGACCCCGCAGUUGUCCUUUAACAGGCGCAUCAUCAAUACGCACCUCAAGACCCCGAUCAACCCCGCGAAUCUUCUCCGAGCCGUUCAAGGAGUAGCAGAGCUUUCAACAACAACAGUGCCCACCGAGAAUGCAAAGAUUGCUGUGAAAGGCUGGUAUUUCCUUCUCGGCCAUGCUACACUCACGAAGUUCCGUUCCCAAAAACGACUCACGCCUGGGUCUACAACGGAGCUUGAUGAUGCUAUCUCCUUCUUCAGGCAAGACCUAGAUCAUGGCUCGGGGAGAUGGGAAACUUGGUACCGGCUUGCACAAGCAUUCGACUCCAAGCUGGAAGAGGACAUCACAUGGGCUGCGGACAAAAUCAACAAUAACCGUGCGGACCUGGCGACCACGCAGCGCCAUGCGAUUCACUGUUACGCGAUGGCGGUCUCAACUGCAGUCAGAACCGCAGAACCCACGGCCGAAACACAAGCUCUCCUGUCUGACCUGUAUGCCGACUUUGGUCUCCGCAUGUACUCAUCUUCCCGCGAGCCUCUCUCCAUGGGCCCAUUCAGUCUUGCGGAAUUCGAUCGUCACUACAGCAGCGAGGAGAGCCAGAAUAUGUACAAGCGGAAACCAUUCAAAGAAAUGUCCCGGUAUUCGGUGUGGUAUUUCGCGAGCAACCUUCUCAAGAGAGCUAUCAGGAACAGUUCGAAGCGAUGGAUGGCUCAUUACACACUUACCAAGUGUCUGUGGAAAAUGUUCAACAGCGAUGACUCUGCGAGGACCACGUCUAAGCGGGUCGAGAUGCAGGAUGUGCUGGACGCUCUUCGGGACGCAAUUACUGCACUACCGCAGCGGAAGGAUUCCCGCUCCGAUCCCAUCUUUGAGCCUCACUUCAAGCUCGUGUCUAUUGUGCACAAACUUGUUGUUCAAGGUAAAUUAACGCCAGCUGAGGGGAGUAAGACCCUCCUUGCAACACCCUGGGCUCAAAAGAUCGAGGCGCCUACCGACAUCCAGGGCUGGAAAGCGUAUAUUCUUGAGGUUAUUCGGAAGUUCAAGAGCGCAGACAAGUCCAAUUGGCACCAUCGCAUGAGUGCCAGGGCCGCCCAUAUUAUCUACGACGCUCAGAAAGACGCUACUGCCGCGGCCGCAGCCAAGCAAGAGCUUUCUCAAAUCUUCACCAAGACGUUGACUAUUCAGGUCUGGCGACCCGAAUUCGAACGACCUGGGAGACAUUUCGUCUACACCACCCGCUACGUAUACUUUUUCGUUGGCCUUCUGGACCAACUCGACGACCGGGCGAGCUUGGACCAGCUACUUCGCCGCGUGAGAAAGAAGCAGGGCGACUUCAUCAAUCACACCAAACUGUGGGAGGACAGCUGCGUACUAUACGCCAAGAUGGUCCGUAGAGCAGCCAAAAUCAGGGAGGGACACGAAGAAGGCGUGUUCAAGCCCAUUGGCUGGGAGGAGUUCUCCACAAAGACAGCCCGGCUGGAAGGCCUCACUCAGUUUGUUCCAGAGAGCCAACCACUCCUAGAACUGAUCCGGGACUCGCUGGAGCUGAAGAAGCUCAAUAACAACCUCAUGAAGGUCACCAUGUUCGAGGACCUCAUCGCAGACCUUUACUCUCGCCUGUAUGAGAUCAACAUGCCGCUUCUCAUUGAGCAAGAGAACGAAGAAAACAAGGAAAAGAUGAAGGUUGAUCACCUCCUCAUGGCAGGUGACGGUCCAACCGAAACAUCUACGCCUUCGACCUCCGUUCCUGCGUCCGACGCCCCUGCUCCCCGUGGCCGUACCAAGGGUAUCGCCCGCCGCGACAUCCAGAAACGAGCAGACACCAUCGUCAACCUGAAACUGGCGCCUCGCACCGCGACGAGCAAGUUCACUGCUGCCGGUGAGACAGAGCAAUCCUCUACCGCAGCAGCAGGCUCUACUGCUACUACAGCGGCUCCUACGUCGGCACCUCGUGACGCUUCCAAGCAAACAGCCACACCUGGGGAUAUGGAUAGUGCACAGAAUGGCGGCCCUAAGGACAGCGCAGAUGAUACGGAACUCAGUGAGGCAGAUAAGCAGUCCAAGACGGCAGAGCAGAAGCUGGGCUUUACACCGAACCUGGGCAAGAGCGACCCUGUCUCCGAGGCCGAAGACACGGGCAGUGGAAACGAGGGUGCUGACGAGGGUGACGGUGAUGGCAGUGAAGAUGAAGCCGGAAACGAUCUUGACAAUGACAAUGAUGAAGGUGACGGUGAUGGUGACGACGACGGUGACCAGGUCGCAACAGAGGCUGAGACAGAUGCCCCGGAAGGUGAAGAGGGUGAUGGUGCCGGUGAUGGCGAGGGUGGAGAAGGCGACAACGAGCCUGAAGACGAGGAGAUGCAGGAUACCGAAGCGGAGCCGAAGCCGGGUGAUGGUGGCAAAGAGGAAAAGGAAGGAGACAGCAAUGCGGCCGAGCAGUCAAGUGAAUAUGCCAAGUUGAAUGCCCCGGUAAAAAGCGAAGAUGCUGUUGAACCAGAUCCGAUGGAUGUUACGCCGGCCGGGCAAUGA
Molecule: messenger RNA, 6069 nt
Organism: Penicillium riverlandense
Lineage: Eukaryota; Fungi; Ascomycota; Eurotiomycetes; Eurotiales; Aspergillaceae
Gene: hir3
Product: putative transcriptional corepressor of histone genes (Hir3)
Exons: 4
Coding region: 1-6069 (2022 amino acids)
Biological process (GO): chromatin organization
Cellular component (GO): nucleus; HIR complex
Molecular function (GO): nucleosome binding
Source: RefSeq, a predicted model, not a curated record